AUGCCUGCCACUGAAAUGGACGUCUACAAAAAUGAUAUGAAGGACGAAGCAGUCCUUGACAUAAUCCUUGAGCGUCAGCAUGAAGAUCAAGUUGCUCGAUCAGGUUUGCCGGAAGAGGAAGCAUUCUGGAUGCCUCUUGAAGAGCUCUGCGGUAUUGUGAACAUCAGGAGUAAGGCAAGCCUCGAAACAGGAAAGAUACGCAUCACCUUCGAAGGCUUAUCAAGAGUUUACACGCGACGAUUGAGUGAGACUAAGUUGAACAAAAUUGACACUUAUGUGGCUAAGUACAAGUUUCUGUCGCAGCAAUAUGAGAUCGAGGACUUCCAGAACUCGAUCGAGAGUAGCACAGGCAUCUUCAUCUACUCAGCACGAUUCUCCUUUACCAUCUCACGAUGGGCUCUGACGAAAGGGCUAGGGGUUCCACAACAGUGCUUGGACUUACCUCCAUCGUUCUGCGCGGGCCAGACUCUAGUCAGUGGAGAUGACGAGUACGCACAACCAAACAUCACAUAUCAUUUGGUAGUUAGUGGAACUGCCAAAACGAUGAAUGACCUCAGGACACUCUCACUGACCAGAAGGAAGGAAUUCAUGUUGCGGAUUCCGACAGAGAUAAGGCCUCCUUUGAAAACUCAUGAUUUCAGGACGAAUGACUCUUUCAAUGACGGAACCUCCGCCUAUAAUUUUGUUGCAUCGAACGUUGCAAGGCAGCACGACCGCAGUCCUUCAUGUCCGAUCCGCCUUCAAGAUCAGGUCAUAUGUAUUGGAGAACAGAGCCACUCUUCCAACACAUGGAGUGUUGCGCAGAUGCCAAAACGGGCAGAAGUGACAACACAGGUUUCUCUUGCCCCGGAAGAAGGGGCAAACCGCAAUUCUAUCAAGUCUCAAUCAACCGCGGACAGCCACAGUGACUACUCAGAGGCAUGGCAGGCCACUUUCAAUCUGCCGUUGACUGUACCCGGUCAUCUUCUACCUACAUUUUGUUCUGCAAUAGCUUCAAGACAGUACAGUCUUAUCACUCGCAUCCAUGUUGAUGGGAUACGGAUCGACCGGUUCGUGCUGGAGGUACCGCUCCAAAUCACUUUUUCGCCGGUCGAAAGCCUUCAAGCUGCUGAGCGUGUCUCAACGCCGGAAGGUUACGAAGGCAACUUUGCCCCGAACCGGCCCCACGCUUUCACGAUCUGGUCACCGUGA
Messenger RNA from Exophiala oligosperma, 1191 nucleotides. RefSeq lists its product as uncharacterized. The record is from RefSeq and is a predicted model, not a curated record. The transcript has 5 exons. Bases 1 to 1191 code for a protein of 396 amino acids. Lineage: Eukaryota; Fungi; Ascomycota; Eurotiomycetes; Chaetothyriales; Herpotrichiellaceae.